Messenger RNA from Carlito syrichta (Philippine tarsier), 884 nucleotides. Its product is annotated as cathepsin L1-like. Gene Ontology annotation, biological process: immune response. The annotation marks the transcript as partial. The record is from RefSeq and is a predicted model, not a curated record. The transcript is spliced from 4 exons. Gene Ontology annotation, cellular component: lysosome. NCBI's taxonomy places the organism in Eukaryota, Metazoa, Chordata, Mammalia, Primates, Tarsiidae. Gene Ontology annotation, molecular function: cysteine-type endopeptidase activity.
GGUAAAUGUGGUUCAAGCUGGGCUUUUAGUGCGACCGGUGCUCUUGAAGGAAUGAUGUCCUUGAGAACUGGCAAACUUGUCUCACUGAGUGAGCAGAACCUAGUGGACUGCUCCAGGCCUCAAGGAAAUUUUGGGUGUGGUGGUGGCACGAUGGAUAAUGCCUUCCAGUAUGUACAGGAGAACGGAGGCUUGGAAUCUGAGGCAUCCUAUCCAUACACAGGAAAGGAAGGAAUCUGUAAGUACAACCCUGAGAAGUCUGUUGUUAAUGUCACAGGAAUCUUAGACCUCACUACUGAAGAGAAGCUAAAGUUUCGUCUGACAUUGUGGGGGCCUGUUUCUGCUGCUAUUGACGCGAGCCAUGAAUCGUUCCAGUUCUAUGAACAAGGUGUUUAUUAUGAGCCAGACUGCAGCUCGGAAAAUUUGAAUCACGCUGUUCUGGUGGUUGGUUAUGGCUUUGAAGGAACAGAAUCAGAUGAAAACAAAUAUUGGAUUGUGAAGAACAGCUGGGGUACUGAAUGGGGCAAAGAUGGCUACAUAAUGAUAGCCAGAGACCGGAAGAACAACUGUGGAAUCGCCUCAGCGGCCAGCUACCCCACCGUGUAAGCUGAUUGAUAGGGCGGAGGAAGGAUUCGACCGGGCAUAGCCAUCCAGGGAAGGAAUUUAUCUGAAAUCUCACCAGCCUGUAUUGUGUGGGAUACGCACUUGACUCGUUGAAGACACAAGUUGUGAUCUGAAGUCUGUGACAUUUUCACACUGGUCAAUAUUACCACUAUUUCAUUUACUACCAUAAUCUCCCAGGAAUUAUUGAUUCACUUAUUUUGAAUUUCAGAUUUUAAAGGACGAACAAUGUUUUACCUCUUUAAAUAAACUUGAUUUCAAAUAUA